Eptesicus fuscus (big brown bat) is the source of this 4102-nucleotide messenger RNA. RefSeq names its product natural cytotoxicity triggering receptor 2-like. Gene Ontology annotation, molecular function: signaling receptor activity. Gene Ontology annotation, cellular component: cell surface. NCBI's taxonomy places the organism in Eukaryota, Metazoa, Chordata, Mammalia, Chiroptera, Vespertilionidae. The coding region runs from base 250 to 1134 and encodes 294 amino acids. The transcript is spliced from 6 exons. The record is from RefSeq and is a predicted model, not a curated record.
CCAUGGGAGGGAGGCAGCGGGCAGGCUUGGCCCAGAGAGCCCCCACCCAGGCCCAGAGGCAGCGGGGCAGGGGAGGGUCCCGCGUAGGCCCAGGCCUCCCCUCCUCCCUGCCCCCCUCCCCACCUCCCACCUGCAGUCUUUGCCUUCCUCAGCUCUUCUUCCCAGACAGGCUGGGCGGCUGCUGAACCCGCCAGCUCGGGCACCCUCUCCUCAGGGCGGCCGCUGCCUCCCCAGCUCCCACCGAGGGCCAUGGCCUGGGAGGCCACGCACCUGCUGCCCCUUGUCCUGCUGGUGCUCCUGGCCUCAGGCUCCUGGGAGCAGCAGCCACAGACGCUGCGGAAACGGGAAGGGGAGGAAGUCUCCGUAAGGUGCGAGUAUCCUCCCCAGACAGGCUCGAAGACAAAAACCUGGUGCAGAGAAACACCAGAAGGAACUUGUAUCUUAUUAGUCACCAGUCCCAGGCCCCAGGGCCAGCCUGGAAACCCGCGAUACGUCAUCACGGAUAACCCCCGAUGGGGGUACUUCACCGUCACCAUGACUGCGCUCAGAGAGGACUCGGGUCUGUAUUGGUGUGGAACCUUGGAAUCUUCCGGGAUCGCUAUUCUCAGGACCAUCCGCCUGGUGGUAUCUCCGGCUGCAACCCUGACCACCACCAGGACCACCAGCACCACCAGCCCCACCAGGUCCACAACCGGGACCUUUGCCACCAGCUCUGUCAUUGACAGCUCCCCAGACCACUGGACGGUCAUCCUCAGCGCGAUGGUGGUUCUCCCGCUGCUUCUGGCACUCGCCCUCCUGGUGAUCCUGUACUUCGUCAUCAAAGCCCGGCAGCGGCGACGACGAGCCGGGGCAGGUGAGGGCAAAGCCCAUCACAUCCAUGACAUUUCCACCCAUGAGGAUGAAACGGUGCAUCGGACGGAUCCCCCCGCACGUCAGAGGAACUCCCAGCUUUCCUGGGGCUCCGAUCAGCAGAUAGGCUCUGGCAAGGACACUGGGGACAUCCACUAUGCCUCAUUUACCCACCUGGAGCCCUUCGGCCUCGAGAACCCCAUCUACAUCAACACCCGCCCCGGCCCGAAGCCCACACCUGACCCAUUUCUGGAUGUGGAAUAUGCCAGCAUCACUAAAAACUGAGCCCAGCGCCCCAGCUGGCUGCCCAGGAGGAGCCCAGGAUCUGAAGACAGAAGUCACUCGGCAGUGAGCAGCUGUGUGAGGCACAGGGCUGCUCUCCCAGGGACGGGUGACUUCUUGUGGCCGAGAUGAUCCCAAACUGGCAAGGGCCAUCCCUUCCUGCAGCGGAGAUGAGGAAGGGGGAGCAGGGGAAGAAAAGCCUUAUCACCCAGAGGAGAGAAGCUUUGAGUCUGAGGGCUGCGGGGCAGACUGUGGGGGCCAAGGGGUUUCUGGAUACCGGCCCACUCCCCUCUGACUGGAGAAGGUCUGGGACCCAGUGCUUCUGAGUAACCCAGUCUUCGCCUCCCUCUCUGGUCUCACUUCCUCCCUGAGCAGGCUGUGAAAUCCUGACGGUUAGGAAAGUUCCUCUGCGGGUGACUGUCCCCGUGAGCGCCCCCCCCCCCCCUUAACUGUCCUCACAGGGCCUCCAGGCCAGGCUGCAAAGUUCUAUCUGCCACCCCAGCUCCUCUCCUCCUUCUUGGCCUCCUGAUUCUAAUCCAUCCUCACGCACGACCCCCAGGACGCUGGCAGUGCCCACUGCUCAGGGGUCCCCCUCAGCCGUGGCCUUGCCAGGCAGGGCGUGGUACCGGAGUGUCCCUUCCUAUUGCGGCCCACACAGCUUCAUCGUAACUGCCCGGGGCACCUCUGCCUUCCCCGGAAACCGCAACCUCUCUGCCCACUAUGUCUCAGGCAGACAGAGCGGUGAGCCAGGCGCCUGCUUCCCUGAAGUCCAUGCACACAGGGCCCUCUGGAGACAGGCCCUAAAGGGGAACCCUGAGCCCCGGGAACUCCAGGCCCUGUGGGCAGAUGGGGUGGUCUCUGCUCCUGUCUCUCCCAGGACUGGGAGCUCGCUGCCUCCUGCUCAGGUGGCUGGUUUGGGAAUUUUCCAUCACUACCUUGCUCGCCUUCAGUCAUGAUGGGACCUCUGCCUUGCCCGCAGGAUGGAACCUGAGGACCAGAAAGGGAGAAAUGGGAGGGAGAGAAGUUGAGGGGGAGGUGUUGAGGUCCGCAGGCUUGUGGGAAGGAGGAGGUCUGUUUUUGGAUGAGGUGGGCUAAGUGCCUGUCGCUUGUGACAUCUCUGCUGACAUCACCUUCUCCCAGGUUCCCGGCCUGGAGGACGCGGUCUGUCCUCAGUCUGAGGCUCCAGGGGAGUGUGAUCAUGCAGACCUGAAGGGCCAAGGGGUGAGGGAGGCGGGAGCAUGGCGGGCGCAGAUACUCUGAGCGUCACCUUGGCUCCUCGGUGCUCAGCGCUGCCCUACUCACCGCCCUUCCCACCGAGUCCUCCUCCUGCCACCAGGUCUGCCUGCUGGAGGCAGGGCCAUUGCUGUACCCGACCUCCCAGCUGCCUGACCGGGCUUUGAAAAGGUCAUUGGCAUUAAUUACACUUUACUGACCUCUGCUCCUUCAUAGUUCCGGGUUCCUGGUAGCGCUCUGUCUUGGACUGUAUUGCAAUCUACAAACCCACAAGAAAGCCCCUCUUCACCACCAUCUCCCCGAUGUGGGCUUCUUGCUGGCAUUGCUCUGGCCGCAGCCUCAGUAGCCAUCCAGGGGUCAUGUUCCUCACAAACUAACAAAACCCAAAGGAUGUGCUCAGACUAGAGCUCCUAUAAUUAUAUUCACUGGACAAGUUCUCAUGGGUCCCUGCCAACUGCCAGACACUGCUCAGGAUUGGGGAUACAGAGAAUCCCUCUAGUAAGCCAGCAUUUAUGGAGUGCUUCUUGUGGGCCGCCUCCCUCCACAUGCUCUAGUGGCUUAAACAUCUCUCCUAGAUCAGUACUCCCCCCCAUUUUACAGAUGGAGAAGUUGCACAAAGAGAUUAGGUAACUUCCCAAAGUCACCCAGCUAGUCAAUGGUAGAUCCUGAAGUUUUAGUAACCACAAUGCUUCUAGGUCUCUGGUCCUGUAAGAAUUCAUUGCAGUGUGUGUGUGUGUGUGUUCCCACACAUGUACACAGUAGAUAAAUGUAUGGGAAAAAAAUGGCAAUACAAAGCAAUCAUGGCUACAGCUGGAGGAAUGGUAAAGGUGCAGGGAGGGGAAGGGGCAUCACAGCUUUUUCUGAUAGGCGCUUCCAGGAGCCCAGAGGGGAUGUAGGGGUGUGGCUUACUCAGCUGGGAGUCAAGAGGAGAUUCCCAAUGAACCAGCGGCCUCAAAUAAGAGAGCUUGGUCCACAGCUACUGGUCUGCAGCUGUUCUCAUGGUGGCAGUUGUGGCAUUCCUCUGUGGGAAAGAAAUUGUUACAUGAUUAAACACAUCUUUCUUAGCAAAACAGAAAGUGGGCAUAUGUGUGACAAACAUGAGAAAAAAAAAAAGAGAGCUUGGGUUUCUCCUGCUCCCCUUCCCCAGGGAGAGGGCACAACUAUCUAUCCACAAGGAGGAAAGAAAAUGAGAUUCCUACCUAUGGCUUACACAAAGAUCAAUUCUAAACCCAAUGUCAUUUGCCAAACAAUAAAAUGUUUAGACAAAAAUGUAAGAGUUUUUAUGACUUCAGGGUGCAGGAAGACUUCUUCAGCAAGGCCUCACAAGCACACACUGUAAAGGGGGGAUGUAAGAUAUUUGACUCCAUUCAUAUGAAAAACUUGAGUACAAAAGAAGACACCAGGAAUAAAGGGAAGGAUGAGGCCCAGACAGGGAGAUGGCAUUGGCAAUGCAUAUAACUGGUAAAGGUUUAGUAGCCAGAAUUUAUAAAUAAUUAAAAGGCCAAGCCAUUUUUAAUUGGCAAGUUAUAGGUAAGAAAUUCACAAACAAGAAAAUUUAAAAACCAAUGGCACAUAAGUAUUGUUCAACUUCACUAGUGUUCAAAGAAAUGCAAAUCUCAACCAAAUACAUUCAUACCUAGCAUACUGGUAAGGGGCUUCAGAUACAUCUGCAAUCUUUUAUUUAAACUAGAGGCCCAGUGCACGGAUUCGUGCACAGGUGAGGUCCCUCGGCCUGGCC